AUGGCGCAAACGCUUCCUUGUCGGCAUGUUCCCAUCCCCGUCCCCGGCCCAUCGAUCCCCAUUGUCAAUGACCGAGGAGAACUAACACGCUCGGUUCUAGGCCGUGACCUGCAGGGCUAUACUUUCUGGGAGUUUCGAGAGUCCCGGGGAAAUGGCCCCGGCCGCUUCCGCCGCAUUGUCAACUAUCCCCGAUCAACCUACCUCUCCGACGUGAAGACAGGAGCGGAUGAAAGUCAGCAGACUGGUCAACCUCUGCCGUCUUUGAACACUGCCCAGUCACAGCCCACGGCGCCGGAACUGAAAGCAGCCAAUACGAACGCGAAGACGACAGAAACGCCAGAGGAUCAGGCUCAACUUGCGACCGAUGCGAAGAAGAAAUAUGGCAAGGACCCUUGGGCGAAAGCCAGUGGGCCAAGCGAGGGCUGGCAGCCAGAAGCUUGGGUUCCGCCAUCAGGGAAGAAAUAA
Molecule: messenger RNA, 465 nt
Organism: Colletotrichum fioriniae
Lineage: Eukaryota; Fungi; Ascomycota; Sordariomycetes; Glomerellales; Glomerellaceae
Source: RefSeq, a predicted model, not a curated record